GAGAGAGAGAGGCGAAGAAGGGGAGGAGGAGGAGGGAGGAGAUGGAGGGCUGGGAUCCGAGCACGAAGUCGGCUUUGACGCAGAUCCCGCUGCUGUCGACGCGGGCGGGCCCGCGAGACGGGGCGGCGUGGACGCAGCGGCUGAAGGAGGAGUACCGCGCCCUGAUCGCCUACACCACCAUGAACAAGUCCCACGACAACGACUGGUUCCGCAUCUCGGCCGCCAACCCCGAGGGCACCCGCUGGUCCGGCACCUGCUGGUACGUCCACAACCUCCGCCGUUACGAGUUCGCUCUCCAGUUCGACAUCCCCGUCACAUACCCCGCCACCGCCCCCGAGAUCGAGCUCCCCCAGCUCGACGGAAAGACCCACAAGAUGUACAGGGGAGGCAAGAUCUGCCUCACCGUUCACUUCAAGCCCCUUUGGGCCAAGAACUGUCCUAGGUUUGGAAUUGCGCAUGCCCUUUGCCUGGGCCUCGCGCCGUGGCUCGCCGCCGAGGUGCCGAUUCUUGUGGACUCCGGCGUGCUGAAGCACAAAGAUGACGAGUCCACCUCAGCCGAAUCUUGAUGGUUUGCUUCUUGAUCGUUAUUACCAUAGAAACAUUAAUAACCUGAAGCAUUUUAGAACAAAUUGUGACAUCUAUCUACAGAUUGUGAUAUAUCUGACUGGCUACCAGCAAAUUGAUUUAGAAUGUCUUAUGCUGAUCAUAAUCCUUUUGUGAUUUCUUGGUGGUGAAGUGUUUAAUAAAUUUAAUGCUUUGUGAUAAAUUAUUAUUAUUUUUCA
Molecule: messenger RNA, 782 nt
Organism: Musa acuminata subsp. malaccensis (wild Malaysian banana)
Lineage: Eukaryota; Viridiplantae; Streptophyta; Magnoliopsida; Zingiberales; Musaceae
Source: RefSeq, a predicted model, not a curated record